CCCAGAGUGAGUAAGAAGUUGAAAACCCUAAUUGUAGGCUAUCAUAUAUAAAUACCUCAUAAACCCUAAUCGUCGUUUUUCUCGCCUCUUUUCCUUUUUUUCUCUUCUUUCUUCUCAAGCGGCAGAAAUGUCGAAGCGAGGGCGUGGAGGAAGUGCUGGUAACAAGUUUAGGAUGUCACUGGGUCUUCCAGUGGCAGCCACAGUAAACUGUGCUGAUAACACUGGGGCUAAGAACCUUUACAUUAUUUCUGUCAAGGGAAUUAAGGGUAGACUCAACAGGUUGCCGUCUGCUUGUGUUGGUGACAUGGUUAUGGCUACUGUCAAGAAAGGGAAACCUGAUCUCCGUAAGAAGGUCAUGCCUGCAGUUAUUGUCAGACAACGCAAGCCCUGGCGCCGAAAGGAUGGUGUUUACAUGUACUUCGAAGAUAAUGCUGGAGUGAUUGUCAAUCCCAAGGGUGAAAUGAAAGGAUCUGCUAUUACUGGACCCAUCGGUAAGGAGUGUGCUGAUCUAUGGCCAAGGAUUGCAAGUGCUGCCAACGCGAUUGUCUAAGUGAUGUGCCGAUGAUCUUAAAUUUUGUUUUGCUUAUAACUCUGAAUGUUUGUAGUUGGAUAAUGUGAUGGAUAGUUUGGGACUUUGCAAGAUAAUUUAUAUUAGAAGGUUAAAUACACCAUUUUGUUUGCUGUC
This is a messenger RNA of Amaranthus tricolor (Joseph's coat), 685 nucleotides long. Its product is annotated as 60S ribosomal protein L23. Gene Ontology annotation, molecular function: structural constituent of ribosome; large ribosomal subunit rRNA binding. The record is from RefSeq and is a predicted model, not a curated record. Gene Ontology annotation, cellular component: cytosolic large ribosomal subunit; ribosome. Lineage: Eukaryota; Viridiplantae; Streptophyta; Magnoliopsida; Caryophyllales; Amaranthaceae. The coding region runs from base 128 to 550 and encodes 140 amino acids. Gene Ontology annotation, biological process: translation. The transcript is spliced from 4 exons.